AUGAAGAACAUUGAUCCGAAUGUGGUUUUUAUAUAAAAGGAAAAGUGGGAUUAUGAAUAGAUGGAAGUACUCAUUACAACUCUACAUAGGCAAUUCCUUGUAAACAAAUUGAAGUACCCAAUUUUGUGACUAUUUCAACUGUUACUUAGAACAUCAUCUAAUUGCCUACUGUUUACAUUCACUCUAAUAUAGUGUACCCUGAUGAGAAUGAGUACUCUUGUGAUGAAGAUGAUAUAGAAGCUGGCAUUGACCCUAAAGUAAUGCAGCAAUUGGAUCUUAGGCGUCAUCUGAAUUCUAAUCGAAAUUAUUCUAAACAAUAUUCGUUACUCAAUACAUUGGAAUAUGAUGAAACUUAUUAUAAUAGAAAGGUUGAAAGAUUAUAAAGGCCCCUUUUGAGAGUGUUCAUGCGUGCUCAAGAGAAUGAGUAUGAUUUAUUUUAGCAUUUUAGUUAUCGGAUGAAUGUGGCUUUUAGACCAAGCAAAGCCUAUAAAUAAAAACGAUAAAAGCAUUUAGAUUUACAUUCAAUUGAUGUUGCUAGAGAAAUUCUAAUGAAUGAGAAUAUGAUAGCACUUAAUCUGUUAAGAUAAAUAAAAUAGAGAGAAAUGCUAAAAUUGCAGUUAAUAAAAGAAGAGGAGUUUAAUUUUGUAAAUACAUUCAAUAAUUGCAAUGAUUUAUUUGGAAACUUAAAGGAGCUCAAACGUUUCUAUAAGCCAGAAGAAUAAAUGGAAUAAUAGUAAAGAGAUAACAGAAAUAAAAUAUUUGAAUCAUGUUAAAAUAAUGAUUGUUCAUAUCAAUUUUAUUCAAUCUCUUUAUCUACAGAACUUAUUGAUUUUAUGGAUGAAUAAUACUAAUAAAUAAAAGAGAAGAGCAUAGUGUGGCCUAAGAAUCCAACUAUGCUUUAAUCUUGGAAUCUUGAUAUUUACAAUAAAUUAGGGGUUCAUUAAUUAAAUAAAUAAUUGAUUUAUACAAAUGACAAUAGAACAUUAUUGAUAGCUGAUAGAACAAAGAAGAAUAAAAAAAAAGUUAAAUUAAUGCUCAUUGAUCGGAAUAGAGCUUCAAUCUUUGAUGGUGUUAGAGCUAAUUUUGAUCACUUUUAUGCUCAUUAUUAAAAAAUUAAUUAAAAAUAAGAAUAGAUUAUUGAUUAAUAAAGGAAAGAAUGUUAAAAAAUAAGAUUUGAUAAAUAAAAAAAGGAACAUUAACUCAAAUUAUAAUAGAAAAAGGAAGAAUUGAGAUAAUCUUUAAGAUUCAAAAUGAGAAUAUUAUAAGAUUUGGAUCAACCCAUUUGUACAAUUAAAAUUAAACAUUCUGAUGAAUUAAAAUUUUAAUUAGUUAAAGACAUUCACUAUAAUUCUUAAGUUAUAUUGAUAUGA
Paramecium pentaurelia is the source of this 1370-nucleotide messenger RNA. NCBI's taxonomy places the organism in Eukaryota, Ciliophora, Oligohymenophorea, Peniculida, Parameciidae. The record is from the annotation of a GenBank genome assembly.